AUGGUCUCCUUUCUUGAUCAAUCGUUCUCUCACCUUGCUGUACCUUCAUCACAGGUGUACGACUCCACCAAGAGUGAGGGCCAGAUAGAUCUAAGCAUCUUGGAGUCUGGUCAUUUCCUUGUGUCUCAGUCUGAAGAGCUCUUGGAAGGGUUCUCCCUGAUAAAUGCUGCUGGCUUCAUGAAAGUGCAGAAGAAGGGAGACGUUCUGCUCUUUCAAGCGACCGUGAAGGGAGAGAGUCGUAUCUUCAGGCUGCAGUUUGACGGGGCCAGCAGACCGGAGGCCCUAGAGCGGUGUGAGAGGGCGGUGAUACGGCUGCAGGACUUCCUGCCGGUGGGCAGCCAGGAGAAGCCAGCGCCCCCUACAGGCAGCAGUAGCACACAGCUCCCCCUACAGGCCGAGCAGUCAUGUCCAGCAGACUCCGCUGCAGAAGUCCAGGGGUCUCUCUCCCUCAAGCGUCUCUCUCAGCACUUCCUGGGUGAGGGUCGUCUCUCUCUUCCGCUGGUGUACCGAGACUGCGGCCCUCUGGCCCCCGCCGACCUGGAGCUGCUCAGGCUGUGUCUGAUGGACCCUGCCUUCCCUGCCUACGUGGAGGAGGUGGAGGGAGAGCUGAGGAAGCUGUGUCAGGAGUGAGGCAGUCGUG
Molecule: messenger RNA, 640 nt
Organism: Clupea harengus (Atlantic herring)
Lineage: Eukaryota; Metazoa; Chordata; Actinopteri; Clupeiformes; Clupeidae
Gene: rec114
Product: REC114 meiotic recombination protein
Source: RefSeq, a predicted model, not a curated record